Messenger RNA from Planococcus citri (citrus mealybug), 942 nucleotides. Its product is annotated as adenylate kinase isoenzyme 1-like. Gene Ontology annotation, cellular component: cytoplasm. The coding region runs from base 175 to 852 and encodes 225 amino acids. Lineage: Eukaryota; Metazoa; Arthropoda; Insecta; Hemiptera; Pseudococcidae. Gene Ontology annotation, biological process: nucleobase-containing compound metabolic process. The record is from RefSeq and is a predicted model, not a curated record. The transcript is spliced from 5 exons. Gene Ontology annotation, molecular function: nucleoside diphosphate kinase activity; AMP kinase activity; ATP binding.
AAACACUGAUGACUGAACCAAGAAAAUUGAAUAAUCACGACUGUAGCGCUCGUUCAUUUUGGCGUCAGUGGGAAGAACGGAAGAACUAAUUCCGUCAAAUUUCACAGAUCAAAAAAAAAACCAAGUUUUCAUCCUACCAUUUAAGAGCCCCAUCUAUGAAAAAAUUGUUUAAAAAUGGAAAAGCAUAAAAUUGACAUUCAACCGGAUUUAUCCAUCAAAGUUCCUGUAAUUUGCGUAAUUGGAGGUCCUGGCAGCGGUAAAAGUACUUUAUGCAAAUUACUAGCGAAACAUUACGGCAUAUUUCAUAUCUCAAUUGGUAACUUAUUACGUGAAGAAGAGAAAUCAGGGUCUCAGCAAAGUUUUCAAAUCGCUCGAGCUCUAAAAUCCGGAGAAAUUGUCGAUGCGGUAAGGGAUUUAGUAAUUCGUAUGCUAGAAAAAGAAAUGUUACGGAACACCUCUCAUAAUGGCUACUUAUUAGAUGGUUUUCCUCGAGAUGUAAAACAUGGUUUCAAAUUCGAACAAAAGAUCGCUUCGAUCAAUUGUAUUUUAUUCUUACAAGCUUCCUCAGCCACUUUGAAAAAACGUUUACUGAAACGUUCCAAAAAUUCGGACAGAAUUGACGAUAAUUUGGCCAUCAUAGAUAGACGAAUAAACGUUUAUUUAUCAUUAGAGUCGGAUAUUUCGAAAAAAUACGGGUCGAAAAUUCGCAAAGUAAGAAUUGCAAUGGCGAGUAGAUCCCGUGUGAAAAAUCAGUUACGGAAGUGUUCAAUAGCAGUAUCAAUGUGCUUAACGAGUGCUUCGUGUCUAAGCAAAAAUAAAUUCAACUUUACUUUUUUGUUGUCUGUUGGUUGAUGGGAGGACGUUGUUAUUAUUCCGAAUUGUUAAAAUAGAAAUAAUACAUUGUACAUUUUUCCUGCACGAAUAUGUACCUACUCUUGUUCA